UGCAGCCUGGUGACGCAUGUGUAGCGUAAUUUUUGGUAAAUUUUACAUUGUCCUGGUAGUAAAAGCUGUAAAUUGCCGAUAUUGUGGAAAAGUAAUAUCCGAGCCGAUGCAUGAAAUGUACGAUUCCUUCAAAACACUGUGAGCACAACGAAACUAUUCCUCCAAUUUGCAGAUUCAAAUACAGUUUUAUCAAUAACGGCUGAAGUAAUUCAUCAUACCAUAACAAAUAUAAGACAUGUCUGCCACACACAAGCAACGAUACAAAAAUGCCGCAUUGGACUCGACUGAAAUGCGUCGACGCCGCGAAGAAGUUGGGAUACAGCUGCGGAAAAAUAAGCGGGAACAACAAUUAUUCAAGAGACGCAAUGUUGUCCUGGAUCCGCCAGUUGGAUCUGCUGGCAUGGAAAGUAGCAGCAGCAGUGAGCUACAGCUUUUGCAGUCUAACGAUAUGUACAUGUCCGAUGGUAGUCAAGCAAUGCCGCAGCAGUACACUGAGCAGUUCGGGGAUUUGCCACCGACUUCAGUGGCAUCGACCUCUCCGCCACCGCCUAUCAUUAACGCCGAAAUGAUUCAGAUGUUGUACAGCGAUAACCAAAAUGAACAGGUCGAGGCAACUCAAAGAUUUCGGAAACUGCUCUCACGCGAUCCGAAUCCGCCUAUCGAGGAGGUCAUACAGAAAGGCAUUGUUCCGCGUUUCGUGACGUUUUUGCGCAACAAUGAGAACGCGACGCUACAAUUUGAGGCAGCAUGGACGCUAACUAACAUUGCGUCGGGUACAUCGCAGCAAACAAAGAUAGUGAUUGAAGCUGGUGCCGUGCCCAUAUUCAUAGAACUUCUCUCAAGCCCACAUGAUGAUGUACAAGAGCAGGCAGUAUGGGCGCUGGGUAACAUAGCUGGUGAUUCAGCCACAUGUCGUGAUCAUUUACUGGGCUCAAACAUUUUGACGCCCCUUUUGCACGUGCUCAGCACCUCGGACCGCAUUACCAUGAUACGCAAUGCAGUGUGGACACUUUCGAAUCUGUGCCGUGGUAAAAAUCCUCCUGCAGACUUUUCAAAAAUCGUGCAUGGCCUGCCAAUACUUGCGCGCCUGCUUAGUCAUACCGAUGUAGAUGUUCUGACCGAUACAUGCUGGGCCAUUAGCUAUCUGUCGGACGGGCCCAACAAUAAAAUACAAGCGGUCAUUAAAGCUGGCGUGUGUCGUCGCCUUGUGGAGCUUUUGAUGCAUCCACAACAAAAUGUAACAACGGCUGCGUUAAGAGCUGUGGGUAAUAUUGUAACAGGCGAUGAUCAGCAAACUCAAGUGGUAUUAAAUUGCAACGCAUUACCAUGCAUCAGCCAUUUGUUAAGCUCGCCGGUGGAGGCCAUAAAAAAAGAAUCCUGCUGGACUAUAUCGAAUAUUGCGGCUGGCAAUCGUGAGCAAAUACAGGAGCUAAUCAAUGCUAACAUCUUCCCCCUGUUGAUGUCCAUUAUGCAGACAGCAGAUUUUAAGACGCGAAAAGAGGCUGCAUGGGCCAUUACAAAUGCUACUAGUAGCGGAACGUCCGAACAGAUCCACUAUUUAGUUCAAGUUGGAUGUGUGCCACCCAUGUGCGAUUUUCUUACAGUGGUUGACUCAGAUGUUGUGCAAGUGGCAUUAAAUGCACUCGAGAACAUUUUAAAAGCCGGCGAGAAAUUUCAAACUCGACCCAAUCCUUAUGCUAUUGCCAUUGAGGAAUGUGGUGGACUGGAUAAAAUCGAAUAUUUACAAGCUCAUGAAAAUCGCGAUAUCUAUCACAAAUCGUUCUACAUUAUUGAGCAGUACUUUGGCAAUGAAGAGGAGGAUCCACGUUUAGCGCCGGAUGCAGAUGCUCAUGAAUAUAAAUUCAGUAUGCCGGAGAACUUUGAUUUCUAGCGGCAAUCACAUGUCCAAGACCUAAAAAAAAAUCGGUAUGACAAUUAUGACAAGAACCACAGCAACAAUUAUGAUACCUACUAUGAGCAAAUUCUAAACGAAACCUAACAGACACAUGCGCCAAUACUAUACGUACUGGUAUGUGUGCUUCCUAUGGAUAGAUUUGACGGACAACAAAGCAAGUGCAGUCAUUAGUGUUUAAGUUAGACAGGCAGCAAACAAAAAAGCGCAUAAAUUGUUGUUUGUUUUGUUUUUAUUUUUACGCAUUAUUAUUAAUAUUUAACAUUUUUCCCAAACAAAAGUCGUCUCUGAUCGUUAUUCAAAUGAUUCUGGAUUUAGUUAAUUCGUGCAUUUCAAGGAAUACUCGUUUGAAUAACCUGGUUUCGAUUCCAGUUAGCUUGCUUGUAAAUAUACAUACAUAUGUUUAUGUAAAUGCAUACAUUCAUGCGUACAUUAAAACAUAUAUCAUAUUACUAUUUAUAAAUGUAUGCAAACAAAAUCGUUUUAUCCCUAGCCACUUCUGUUAACAUGUAUACCUUUGAAUAUUCCUUAUGAUGUAAAUAUACUUUCAUUUAAUCAGUAUAUGGGCCUGUUUUUGGUGUUGUUAUAAUGUACGUAUUCUUAAAUAAUUACAGAACUCAAAUUUUUUGAUUUUGUUACAUUGAAAUUGUAAUACUUUUAGCAU
Molecule: messenger RNA, 2576 nt
Organism: Scaptodrosophila lebanonensis
Lineage: Eukaryota; Metazoa; Arthropoda; Insecta; Diptera; Drosophilidae
Gene: Kap-alpha1
Product: importin subunit alpha-7
Exons: 6
Coding region: 236-1891 (551 amino acids)
Biological process (GO): NLS-bearing protein import into nucleus
Cellular component (GO): nucleus; nucleoplasm; cytoplasm
Molecular function (GO): nuclear import signal receptor activity; protein binding
Source: RefSeq, a predicted model, not a curated record